ACUUAGCCAAGCAUUAAGUUUAGCUCCUGAUCAUUGAACCGGGGUUUCAUUGAGAGACCAAGUGGCACCAAUCAAAAUUUUUAAAAAUAAUAUCUUUUGGAUAAACUGAGAAAAAAGUGAAGAUGUAUAAGUUCGUGGCUCUAUUUGUUAUCCUGUGCGGGAUAAGCGUUGGAUUCUCAACCCCAGUUCGAAAAGCUAUCGUAUAUCAGCGACAGACAUUGCCGUAUAUGGCCCGUCAGCAGACUAUGUAUGGAUUCCAUUAUCAAAACCAACAGAGGCAAAACGAUCAUCGUUCCACUGGAGUUUCGGCUUUUGCUGUAGGAAAUACAAUUGCUCCCGGAUCAUAUCUAAAGGAUGCUGAAAGUGCCGAACUGCCAGCCCAAGAUGAGCAUGAUGUGCAUUCUGAUGUAGAAGCUCUGCCGGAGUCUGAUUUUGUGCCAAUCGAAGAUGAAACUCUGAGCGAUGUACCAACCGAUAGUGAUCAGGAAGCUGACGAAACGAAUGCUUAUGAGCCCGCCGCUGCUCCAGCUUUCUUACCUGUAGUUCCUGCCGUGAUCCCGGUAGCAGUACCGAACAAGACGAAGAAGGUUUUCGUUCCGACUGAAUCCGACGAAGACGAAAAAGAGGUCCAGGUCAGUCGUCGCGGCGGAAAAGUUCCAGCUCUCCCAAAUAGUUAUUUCCCAAUCAAUUUUGGAAGCACCAAUGGAGGUGCCAUUGCUGUCGCCAAUGCGUAUAGCACUGGAAAGGGAGGGUCAGCCACGAGUACUUCUAACGCUUACGGAAGCCCAGCAGCCGCUGAACUGAGGAGAGCUUCGCCAGUGCAACUGAGACGAAAACCUGCCAAGCUCCGUGCCAGGAAAUAUUAGGGCUCAUAUGAAACAGGAAAACAUCUCAAACAUCUCAAACUAUCAAAUAAUACUCAACUUUGCCGUAGUUUUAUUACGUAAAAAUCUCAACUCGAAUCGAUUAGCGUUUAAAUUCUGAAAAUUGGCAAACAUUCACUAUUUAUUACAAAUCAAAAUGACUUCUCGCGAAAUCAUCUCCAAUAUAAUAAAUCUAAAACCGA
Molecule: messenger RNA, 1066 nt
Organism: Toxorhynchites rutilus septentrionalis
Lineage: Eukaryota; Metazoa; Arthropoda; Insecta; Diptera; Culicidae
Exons: 3
Coding region: 123-866 (247 amino acids)
Source: RefSeq, a predicted model, not a curated record